AUGAAUGAAAGUGAGGGCGAACAAGAGUGUGGUGUUUCGACGCCAAAGAAGAAACGCGUUGAAAGAGGCGAUUUAAAAGUGAAGAAAAAACAUAGACAACAAAAAUACGGAGUCGAAUGGGAGAGUGAUCCAAAAUUUAGUAAGUGGCUUACUCGUGAUCCUCAAGAUAAUUUCAAAUCACGAUGUAAAGCUCUGGAUCCAACCCUGAUUCCAAUGGAAAAAAAUAAAAAUAUUCAAUAUGGCUACAGAUCAUACGACGUGAGCUGUCAGCUG
Messenger RNA from Brenthis ino (lesser marbled fritillary), 273 nucleotides. NCBI's taxonomy places the organism in Eukaryota, Metazoa, Arthropoda, Insecta, Lepidoptera, Nymphalidae. The record is from the annotation of a GenBank genome assembly.